Molecule: messenger RNA, 2541 nt
Organism: Nematolebias whitei (Rio pearlfish)
Lineage: Eukaryota; Metazoa; Chordata; Actinopteri; Cyprinodontiformes; Rivulidae
Gene: dgkb
Product: diacylglycerol kinase, beta
Exons: 25
Coding region: 205-2541 (778 amino acids)
Biological process (GO): diacylglycerol metabolic process; intracellular signal transduction; lipid phosphorylation
Cellular component (GO): plasma membrane
Molecular function (GO): calcium ion binding; ATP-dependent diacylglycerol kinase activity
Source: RefSeq, a predicted model, not a curated record
GGGCUGCUGCUGUGGGAAUCACUCGUCUGCCUCGCAGUUCAGAGAAGGUCCAGAGAAGCGAAUGAGGAGAAUGUGAAUGAGCAGCUUGAAGACAUCUGCCUGGAAAUCCCUCUUUUUGUGGUCAUCUCGUCCCUGCAGCAGCGUGACGCGGCGUGCUGCUGUCCUGGGAAUGCUCGUUGAACAUCAAGGAAACACCUGAACACGAUGAGCAGCCUGGACAAAUGGGUCACUCUGACCCCAGCUGAGUUCGCUCUGCUGCAGGAAUACACUCAGUACUCCACCAAGAAGCUGAAGGACGUGUUGCAGGAGUUCCAUGGAGACGGUGUGUUGGCAAAAUACAACCCCGAGGAGAAGCAGGAAAUCCUCAGCCAGGAGAUCGACUUUGAAGGUUUCAAGGUCUUUAUGCAAGCGUUCCUGGAGAGUGAACUCCCUGAGGACUUCUGUCAACACCUCUUCAUGUCGUUUAGCAACAAGGGACCCAAUCCCAGUCCUUCAUCCUCUGACAGACCCAGAGUCUCUGGCCUGAAGCUCAUCAAAAGCAACUCGACCCCUCUGAGGACGCCGGCCCUGCCCAGACCUCAGGACUCGGUGCAGCUCAAGGACAUCGUGUGUUACCUGUCGCUGCUGGAGGGCGGGCGACCCGAGGACAAGCUGGAGUUCAUGUUUCGUCUCUACGACACAGAUGGAAACGGGUCUCUGGACAGCUCGGAGCUGGAACAAAUCAUCUCGCAGAUGAUGCGCGUGGCCGAGUACCUGGAGUGGGACGUGACGGAACUCAAACCGAUCCUUCAGGAAAUGAUGCAGGAAAUCGACUAUGACCACGAUGGGAUUGUGACCCUGGAUGAGUGGAUCCAGGGAGGCCUGACCACCAUCCCCCUGCUGGUCCUGCUGGGCCUGGAGACGAAUGUCAAAGAUGACGGGCAGCACGUGUGGCGGCUGAAGCACUUCAACAAGCCGGCCUACUGCAACCUGUGCCUCAACAUGCUGAUCGGACUCGGCAAGCAGGGACUCUGCUGCUCAUUCUGCAAGUACACGGUGCACGAGCGCUGCGUGGGUCGAGCUCCUCUGUCCUGCAUCAAAACGUACGUGAAGUCCAAGAAAAACGCCGAGGUAAUGCAUCAUUUCUGGGUGGAAGGGAACUGCCCCACCAAGUGUGACAAGUGUCACAAAACCAUUAAGUGUUACCAGGGCCUGACUGGGCUCCACUGUGUGUGGUGUCAGAUCACGCUCCAUAACAAGUGUGCCUCCCACAUGAAGCCUGAGUGUGACUGUGGACCCCUGAAGGAUCACAUCCUGCCCCCCAACUCCAUCUGCCCCGUGGUCCUGGAGCGGCAGUCGACUCUGAGGAAAGACUCGCGGUCGAGCCAGUCCAGUCGAGGAAAGAUGCAGAGAGCCAACUCGGUCACCGUCGACGGCCAAGGACUGCAGAUCACAACCAUAGAGGGCACUCAUCCUCUGCUGGUGUUUGUCAAUCCGAAGAGCGGGGGCAAGCAGGGGGAGAGGAUCUACAGGAAGUUCCAGUAUCUGCUGAACCCAAGACAGGUCUACAACCUGGCCAAGAACGGGCCCAUGCCCGGGUUGAACUUCUUCCGAGAUGUUCCAGAUUACAGAGUGUUGGCCUGCGGAGGGGACGGCACCGUGGGCUGGAUCCUGGACUUUAUUGAUAAAGCCAACCUGGACAGGAACCCCCCCGUGUGUAUACUUCCUCUUGGGACGGGGAACGACUUGGCUCGAUGUCUACGAUGGGGAGGAGGCUACGAGGGUGAAAGUCUCCUGAAAAUCCUCCGGGACGUGGAGAACAGCUCAGAGGUGAUGCUGGACCGCUGGAAGAUCGACGUCACACCAGCCGACAAGGAGGAGCGAGGAGACCCGGUGCCUUACAGCAUCGUGAACAACUACUUCUCCAUCGGAGUGGAUGCGUCCAUCGCUCAUCGUUUCCACGUCAUGAGAGAGAAGCAUCCUGAGAAGUUCAACAGCAGAACAAAGAACAAGCUGUGGUACUUUGAGUUCGGCACGUCGGAGACCUUUUCGGCCACGUGCAAGAAGCUCCAUGACUUCUUGGAGGUGGAGUGUGAUGGUAUGACUCUGGACCUCAGCAGCAUCUCUUUGGAAGGCAUCGCGGUUCUCAACAUUCCCAGCAUGCACGGCGGCUCCAACCUCUGGGGCGAGAGCAAGAAGAGGAGGGGCCAACGGAAAGGAGGCAAAAAGAGCCACGAGAAAAGGACGCCAGUGGUCGACCCCAAAGAGCUCAUGUUUGCAGUGCAAGACCUGUCUGACCAGCUCCUGGAGGUGGUGGGGCUGGAGGGAGCCAUGGAGAUGGGUCAGAUCUACACGGGCCUGAAGAGUGCAGGGCGACGCCUGGCUCAGUGCUCCUCUGUGACCAUCAGAACCACUAAAUCCCUGCCGAUGCAGAUUGAUGGUGAACCCUGGAUGCAGACGCCCUGCACUGAAGAACUCAGGGCAGCUCUGAAGGCCGAGGGGAUCCUACCUGCUUCUAGCAGGGCGUACGGAACAAAGUGGUCGGUGAGCGUGAUCAUGUGA